GGGAAAAAAAAGCAUAUAAUAAUGUUUUUCAUAUACAGAUAAAUGACGUCAUCGUGCGACAAAAUAAUAGUUGCGAAACACCUAUCUUGUUACGUGGUCCAUUAGGAUAAGUCGAGGGUAGUUCCAUUGUUAUAUAUUGUUAAAUGUAAUACUGUUCUAUUUAUAGUGGAAAAAUAGUUCACAAGACCUCAGUACAUUCAUUUCAUUCGAACGAUGCAUGUUGUCUUGGGCAGUAUUCCGAUUUGGACAUUAUACGCGUUGGUGUCAUGCGUGUCAGUCUCAUGUCUGUCGAUGGCCCAAAAAGUGAGAUGGGAACUGGUUUACGACCCGAUGCUGAACGACGAAUCAUUCGAUCGAUUCGUCGCCGCCGACCACCACGCUACCGCCAAGAUGAUACAGCCACGAGACGAUCAGCAGCGGCAGCGGGACGAGCAACAGCUAUGGCGGCAUAGGGAUGAACAACAGAAACGACACCGCCACCGCCAGCUGCAGCAACAGAAGCGAGAUGAGUGGCAACAGCGCCGCAGCAGCAGCAAUAGCGAUUCACGGUACGUCGAUAGCGUGUCAGUGCCCGCGUCUGAGAUUUGCAACUGCACGCAAAAGACAACGAUCCACCGGCUGACCCAAAACCACUACCCCAAGGAACUCCUGUCGGUCACGUGCAGCGGAAACUGGUGCAAGACAGCCUCGUACCUAGUUCCGGUGUUGUUAAGAUCGAGCACACAGUUAGCCGAAAACCAAGAAGAAUUGCCGGAUGAACUACAGCAGAACGUCAAUCACUGGACGUUUGACUCCGUAAGGAUUCCGGUCGCCUGUUAUUGUUCAAUUAAAUAAACGAUAUUUUUGCCUUUGAUCUAUAUUAUACCUACAUUAUAAUAGACCAAGACGUGUAAUACGAUAUUUUCCCCGAUUUGUUUUAUCCUGCAUCUCCCACCUCCUCCUACUAGUUCAACCUCAGUCCGGUGCUUUAUCUACAUUCUAUAAUAUAGACAAAAGUGGACAAGUAAAUGAAAAUAAUUGACUCAAGUAACAAGUCAAAUGAAUGCAAAAUUUUUAAGUAAAAAGAAGUUAAUGUUAACAAACAAUACAUUUUAAU
Molecule: messenger RNA, 1096 nt
Organism: Melanaphis sacchari
Lineage: Eukaryota; Metazoa; Arthropoda; Insecta; Hemiptera; Aphididae
Exons: 2
Coding region: 214-834 (206 amino acids)
Source: RefSeq, a predicted model, not a curated record